Molecule: messenger RNA, 1058 nt
Organism: Eruca vesicaria subsp. sativa (arugula)
Lineage: Eukaryota; Viridiplantae; Streptophyta; Magnoliopsida; Brassicales; Brassicaceae
Source: the annotation of a GenBank genome assembly
AUGGAGACUAUUGGUGGGGUUCAUAAGGAAGAUCAUGAGCAGAUGGAUUUGCCUCCUGGGUUUAGGUUUCAUCCAACAGACGAAGAACUCAUAUCCCAAUAUCUACACAAGAAGGUUCUCAACAUUGAUUUCUCGGCUAAAGCUAUGGGCGAGGUGGAUUUGAACAAAGCUGAGCCAUGGGAGUUGCCGUAUAAAGCAAAAAUGGGUGAGAAGGAAUGGUACUUCUUCUGUGAGAGGGAUAGAAAGUAUCCGACCGGUCUGAGGACUAACCGGGCAACUCAAGCCGGUUACUGGAAGGCAACCGGGAAGGAUAAGGAGAUUUUCAGAGGGAAAUCACUUGUUGGUAUGAAGAAAACACUUGUUUUCUACAGAGGAAGAGCUCCAAAAGGGCAUAAAACAAAUUGGGUGAUGCAUGAGUUUAGGCUUGAUGGGAAACUCUCUGCCCACAACUUGCCCAAAACCGCUAAGAAUGAAUGGGUGAUAUGCAGAGUGUUUCACAAAACUGCUGGAGGCAAGAAGAUCUCACUUUCGACUUUAAUCCAAAUUGGUUCGUAUGGAGGGUCCAGUUUACCACCUUUAACCGAUUAUUCACGUUACAAUGAUAUAACCAAGACCGAACCGGUUUACGUGCCCUGCUUCUCCAACAAAACUGAAACCACAGGAACAAUACUCAGUUACUUCAGCAACCCUGCCCUAAGCUCGAUUCCACUCUACCAACCUCAACCUCUCCACGUUUCCGAGCAUCUACAGAGUUCCAAUCAUGUUCUUGCUCAAGAACAAUCAGUUUCUCAAGCGAUGUUUGACAAUAACAGAAGCCAAAGCUUCAAAACGCUGAGCAUCUCGCAGGAGACACGGGUUUCUAAUACCGAUGUUACAUCGGAGUUUGAAGUUCCAUCUUCCUCUGCUGGUCCGGUUGAUCUUGAAUCUUUCUGGAGUUACUGAAAAUACAAAACUUAUAGCUGGUGUGCAAAAUUUGUAUAGAUUCCUAAUGUUUUCUAUUAUUAUACCCAACGUCUGAAACUUACUACUAGAGAUUGGAUAGAGAGGAGAAGCAUCAA